This is a messenger RNA of Ipomoea nil (Japanese morning glory), 2524 nucleotides long. Its product is annotated as probable beta-glucosidase F. Gene Ontology annotation, molecular function: beta-glucosidase activity. The transcript is spliced from 8 exons. The record is from RefSeq and is a predicted model, not a curated record. NCBI's taxonomy places the organism in Eukaryota, Viridiplantae, Streptophyta, Magnoliopsida, Solanales, Convolvulaceae. Gene Ontology annotation, biological process: glucan catabolic process. Bases 124 to 2448 code for a protein of 774 amino acids.
GAGUCGCGAUUUUCGCCGUCUUCAUCUCAUUGUCGCCGGAGCGUGUUUUGUUCACCAUUGUCGCCAUUUUCGCCAUUUUCAUUCUAGCAUUGUCGCCCGUUAUCAUCGCAUUCUCCAUCAGAAAUGGCUCGUGAACCUACACUGGCUGAGGAUCUUAGAGAAACAAAAAGAAGAAGAAGAGAGUACCGGACAGCAGCAAUUCUAGAUUCACAAGCAGCUCAGAGCUCUAAUCCAACUAGUGAACAACCAGCAGCAGCCCUAAAUUCACAAGCAGCUCAGCGCUCACGCCCUGCUAAGGAAACAACUGUUGCAGAGACUUCAACGAGACGGCGCCGACGAACUAGAGAACACAGGAGAGAUUACUUCAAUACGAGGAUGGGGCCAAAGCUGAUGUUUGAUCUUGUCCAGAGGCUCUCACCACGACAGAAACAAGCUGUCGUAGAAACUGGAUUUGGUGGACUUCUUCAUCUCCAACUCUGCACCAAUGAAUCAAAGUUGGUGCAAUACCUGCUGGACAACUUUAAUGUUUGCAGGUGUGAUUUUGUAUUAGAGGAUGAUAGUCUCCACAUUGAAGAGGAAGAUGUCGAAUACACGUUGGGAAUCCCGCGAGGGCCUCUAAAGGUCAAUGAGGGGACAAAGAUGGAAGACACCUCAACCCGUGAAUACAAACUGCUGCUGACUUCAUGGAGAAGGAGGUGGGGUAUUACAGCAGGCUCGCCAAUAACUACACAGAUGCCAGAUGAGAUUGUUAGGAGAGCUGAUCAUGGUGAUGAGUUCAAGAGGGAUUUCGUAGUCUUUGCCGUUUCCUCCAUGCUUCGAGGAAACACAACACGCUACUCCAAGUACAGGAUCUUAAACUCAUUGAUUGAUGUUGAUAUGAUUAAAGAGUACAAUUGGUGCGCCUACACAUACCAAUCUCUCAUUGACUCGAUAGAUAGUUACAAUGAAGAUAGAAAGAGAAGCUUUUGGGGGCCAAUGACAUUGAUAUUGCUGUUCUACUUUGAUCGAGUAGAAUUCAAAGGAAUGAAGAUCAACAGAACAUACCCUAGCAUACUUGCUUGGACAACCACGCUUGUAAGAAAGAGAGUCAAGGCUGAAAAAAGGGCUGGUGGGUUUGGAAAAGGAAGGGUUAUCCCUAGAGUUAAGAAGCCAAGGACUGAUGCUACCACCUCACUGCAACAACCUGCAAGCACUGCUGCUGCUACAACCUCACUACCACAACCUGCAUUUACUGCUGCUGCUACUACUUCUUCUACUCCUGCUACUGCAACACCGACACCAACUACAACUAGCAUCAGAUGUCCUGCAUACUAUGAUUCGAUCAGGAAAGGUGUAGCAACUGUUAUGGUUUCCUACUCGAGCUGGAAUGGCAAGAAGAUGCACGCUCACCACGAACUCCUUACCGGAUUCCUUAAGGGCAAGCUCAAGUUCAAGGGAUUUGUCAUUUCAGAUUGGGAGGGCAUUGACAGGAUUACUGACCCACCUCAUGCCAAUUACACUUACUCAGUUCAAGCUGGAGUUCUUGCAGGAAUUGACAUGGUAAUGGUGCCAAUAAACUAUACAGAUUUUAUUGGUGAUUUAACUUCUUUGGUGAAGAAAAAGAUUAUCCCAAUGAGUAGGAUUGAUGAUGCAGUGAAGAGAAUAUUGAGGGUCAAGUUUAUGAUGGGUCUUUUUGAGAACCCAAUGGCAGACAUGAGCUUGGCAAGCCAACUUGGUAGCCCGGAACAUAGAGAAUUGGCAAGGGAAGCAGUGAGGAAAUCACUUGUUCUUCUAAAGAAUGGGAAAAGUGAUAAUCAGCCAUUACUGCCACUUCCCAAGAAAGCAGCAAAGAUACUUGUGGCAGGAACUCAUGCACACAAUUUGGGCUACCAAUGUGGAGGCUGGACCAUUGAGUGGCAGGGUGCUGGUGGCAAUGAUCUUACACUUGGAACCACCAUUUUAACUGCUGUGAAAAACACUGUUGAUCCAUCCACACAAGUUGUUUACCAAGAAAAUCCAGGACCGGACAUCCUCAACUCCAACCACUUCUCCUACGCCAUCGUUGCGGUGGGUGAGACCCCAUACACAGAGAUGUUGGGAGACAGCGCAAACCUCACGAUUCUCGAACCCGGCGGCGGCAUCAUCAACAAUGUCUGCGCCGCCGUCAAAUGCGUGGUGGUUGUCAUCUCCGGCAGGCCAGUCGCCCUGGAACAAUACAUUUCAAGAAUAGAUGCCCUGGUUGCCGCUUGGCUUCCCGGAAGUGAAGGCCAGGGUGUGGCCGACGCUUUGUUCGGCGACUAUGGCUUCACCGGCAAGCUUGCCCGGAAUUGGUUCAAGUCGGUUGAUCAACUUCCGAUGAACGUCGGCGACCCGCAUUAUGAUCCUCUGUUUCCGUUUGGAUUUGGGGUGACGACAGAAGCAGUGAAAGGGGAAGUCAGUAUAGAAUCAAGAGGGUAUUCUACAAUAUGAAUUCAUCUCCCUGGUUUUAUUAGGGAUAAUUGUUAUUCAAUUCUUCCAUUGUGACAGUAAUUUAUACCCAAUAUGA